AUGCAGGUUUGGCCACAGGGCACUGAGGAGUUGCUACAACACGUGUGGCAGGGGCUUCCCGUGCGCUUUGCCCUGGCUGGAAGAGAUGAUGAGAUGAAGAUCGCUGUGGAGAAAGCAGCGCUGGGCCGACUCGAAGCCUCUGAGGCAGCGCGAUGUGUGGAGCGGAUUUCCAGCACUCGCAUUUGGUUGCUCAUUGGUCCGCUGGUCUCGCGCCUCAGCUGGCUGCGUGAUGCGGUGCGCAAGGGUGACGAGGCGGCCAAGAAGGCCCCCGCCUCGGCGAGCAAGGAGCUAUCGCUGGCACUGAAGAAGAUGUCGGCAUAUGUCGACAUGUUUGGAGAACUUCGUGUCUCUUUAAUGCUUCUACAAAGUCCUAAUGCACAAGAAAAGGCCAAGGCCAUGAAGGUGCUGUGGGAAGCCGAGGCCAUAGGUCAGCCUCCUGAAGCUUGCAUGUUGCAGCUGCGGAACCAAGAAUCUUGUGCUAUUGUGCCCAAGCCUGAUCGGAUCAUCGUCAUCCUUUCAAUCCACCUGGAUGAUGAGACAGAUGUGGCGCUUGGAAGGGCCUUCUGCCAAGAGUUUGCUGAAACAAACCGCCACAUGGCUGCAGAUUUGUUUUUUCAAAAUGGCCAGAGCCAAUUUUGA
Messenger RNA from Cladocopium goreaui, 639 nucleotides. NCBI's taxonomy places the organism in Eukaryota, Dinophyceae, Suessiales, Symbiodiniaceae. The record is from the annotation of a GenBank genome assembly.